AUGGUACCAAGAAAGCGUACUAGAAGGUACUUGGAAGUAGAUGUGGAAGGAAAUCCAGCAGAAGGUGUUGUCCAAUCAAAGUAUUUCAAAAAGGAAGAAACUGUUACAGUCAAGCAUGAGCCUGUAAGUGACUACAAAGACUUUGUUGAUGAAGUGGAUAUUGAAUGGAUCAAGAGCUUGGAUACGCAGGCGUUUUUUGAUUAUAUUGAUGAUCGAACAAGUGAGGAUCCACAACGAUGGUUAAAACCCCUUGAUGAAGAUUCUCUUGGGCUAAAACCUCUGGAAAUAGCUAAGCUACCCAAGAGUUUUAUUCCAAUUUAUAAUCGCGUUAGACUAAUGAGGGCACAGCUGAAGACACCAGUUGAUAAAGUUGGUUGUGCAUUAAUGCCUAUAUUCAUUGCGGAGAACUGUGGGCUGCAUAAAGAACAAAUACUUCCGAAAAACUAUAGAUUUCAACUGCUAAUCGCAGUGAUGUUAUCAUCACAGACCAAGGAUGAGAUCACGGCAGAAGCCAUGCUUAAUAUCAUGAGAUACUGCCUCAAUGAGCUCCAUGAUCCCAAUGGGAUGACGUUGGAAUCUGUCUUAAUGAUGGAUGAAUCAAUAAUUGAUGAGAAAAUAAAAUCUGUUGGUUUUCAUAGAAGGAAGGCAACUUAUAUAUAUAAAAGUGUUCGCAUGCUGCGCGAUAAUUUUGAUUCUGAUGUACCGACAAAUGUCAAUGAUAUGCUAAGUCUGCCUGGUGUCGGGCCUAAGAUGACAUACCUUGCCUUACAGCGAGCUUGGGGUAAGAUGGAUGGGAUUUGUGUAGAUGUACAUGUUGAUAGACUUUGCAAGAUGUGGAGAUGGGUGGAUGCAAAAAAAUGCAAGACACCUGACCAUACCAGAAAGGCAUUGCAAACAUGGCUCCCUAAAUGUUUAUGGUACGAAAUUAAUACUGUGCUAGUUGGUUUCGGUCAAGUAAUAUGCAUGGCUCGCGGCAAAAGAUGUGAUAUUUGUUUAGCCAAUGAUAUUUGUAAUGCUAGAGAUAGAAAGCUUCUCUCGAAACUUCAAUUUGAAGAGGAUAUAGACGAAGCUUUUUGGAAACUAAGCAAAACCACAAGAGGGAAUUUUGAUGAAUAUAUUCUGUACUUGAAAAAGAAACUCAAAAGCGACAAGUACCCCAUCAAAGCCGAAGGUCCUUGA
This is a messenger RNA of Nakaseomyces glabratus, 1179 nucleotides long. RefSeq names its product bifunctional N-glycosylase/AP lyase NTG2 (gene NTG2). NCBI's taxonomy places the organism in Eukaryota, Fungi, Ascomycota, Saccharomycetes, Saccharomycetales, Saccharomycetaceae. Gene Ontology annotation, biological process: base-excision repair, AP site formation; nucleotide-excision repair; base-excision repair. Gene Ontology annotation, molecular function: oxidized pyrimidine nucleobase lesion DNA N-glycosylase activity; 4 iron, 4 sulfur cluster binding; DNA-(apurinic or apyrimidinic site) endonuclease activity. Gene Ontology annotation, cellular component: nucleus. The record is from RefSeq and is a predicted model, not a curated record.